Messenger RNA from Pectinophora gossypiella (pink bollworm), 3250 nucleotides. RefSeq names its product extracellular serine/threonine protein CG31145. The transcript is spliced from 12 exons. Gene Ontology annotation, biological process: protein phosphorylation. Lineage: Eukaryota; Metazoa; Arthropoda; Insecta; Lepidoptera; Gelechiidae. Gene Ontology annotation, cellular component: Golgi apparatus. Gene Ontology annotation, molecular function: protein serine/threonine kinase activity. Bases 468 to 1982 code for a protein of 504 amino acids. The record is from RefSeq and is a predicted model, not a curated record.
AGUCCCAGUCAGUACCAACCGCGAACGUACACGGACCACGCGUCUCCGCAGCCCGCGACCGCGUAAACCUUUACGAGAACUUCGAAAACUUUUAAAAACCAUAAAACAGUUAAUCUUUUACGCCUGACGUGUGUGUUUCGUAUACAAUUGAGUACACAACCAGUUGUUAUCUAUAGAACAUUUCACUAUCGCCGAAAAAACGGACGAUUCACUAAAGUAUCAUUUGUUUUGAUUAAGAAACGUCGGGUACAUUUUGCCGGUCAUCUAUUUACAGAAACCUGGGUGCGGCCCUUUACUUCUGCUUUGGAGUGAGCAGCUGGGCGCGCGGGCGCUGGCGGCGGGAGUGGUGGCGCGGCGGCGGCGUGGCGAGCGCGCGCGGCUGUAAGCGCUCGCCGACGCCCGCGCCGUCGCCGGACCAUGCGCGCGCGCGCAGUCCGCUCGCGCCGCGUCGCCCGACCGCGCGCACCAUGCUCAACAUGAAACUGAAGGAGCGCCUCGCGCUCGCCAUCAGCGCCUUCCUCGUACUCUUCACGCUGAUGCUCGUCGUCGACCUCCAGAUGGACUAUGGCAUCUCCGGCCACCGCGUCCCGCUCCACGGCCGCGUCCGGAUGGCCGACGACAACGACAAGGGCCGCUCUGCGUACAUUGAAUUCAGGAAGAGAUUCCUGCAAAAAAGUAGCAACGGCAGCAACGGUUCGCGAGAGUACGAGCAGUCAGCUCCAAGCGAGACCAGCGGGGUCGAUGACCUGCGCACCCCCGCACCCCCCGCCGACAAGUACGAAGACCUGCAGCGGCUGCUCUUCGCCCAGCUCGAGGGUAAAGGAGAGAGCGCAGUCAUCAUCCCACCCACAAGGGACUUGAAUAUACUCCGGCCUGAGAAUCCUACUAUAGGGGAGAUGGAGGACUUGGAACCCAGUGUGAACGCGUCCAACCUGGAGAAGUUCCAGCUGAAGAUAGCUCAGCACGAGCUGUACGAGGACGGGGAGCCGCUAGUGGACGCCGUGCUUAAGGACAUGGCCACGCUGCCCAUACUUCAUGCUGAGCAAAAAGAAGGCGGAACUCAGCUGAAGCUCAUAAUUGACUAUCCGAAUGGCAUACAAGCGCUUUUCAAACCUAUGAGGUUUCCCCGAGAUGUUCAAACGUUACCGAACCACUUCUAUUUCUCGGAUUACGAACGACACUAUGCUGAAAUAGCUGCUUUUCACCUUGACAGAAUCCUUGGUUUCCGUAGAGCGAUGCCCGUGGUGGGGCGAGUUCUGAACAUGACGACAGAGAUCUAUGACGUCACGGAAGGUGACAUCCUGAAGACCUUCUUCGUGUCUCCAGCUAACAACUUCUGCUUCCACGGCAAAUGUUCCUACUACUGCGACACGGGACACGCUAUCUGUGGCAACCCUGAUAUGCUGGAAGGCAGUUUUGCCGCGUUCCUCCCUUCUAGUGACUUAGCUGAACGAAAGGUGUGGCGACAUCCGUGGAGAAGAUCGUACCACAAGCGACGGAAAGCGCAGUGGGAAUUGCAGUCUGACUACUGUGAUGGGGUCCGCGUGACUCCACCGUACGAUUCCGGGCGACGUCUGCUCGACCUCAUGGACAUGUCCAUCUUCGACUUCCUCACCGGGAACAUGGACCGGCACCACUAUGAAACAUUCAAAAUGUUCGGCAAUGAGUCAUUCACGUUGCACCUGGACCAGGGCCGAGCCUUCGGCAAGGCGUUCCACGACGAGCUGAGCAUCCUCGCGCCAUUGUUGCAAUGCUGUAUGGUCAGGCACACCACUGUCAGCAUCCUGCUCAAGUAUCAUAAUGACAUACCUCUAUCGAAAGCCUUGCGCGAGGCAAUGAAAGUGGACCCAGUAUCGCCGAUCCUGUGGGAGCCGCACUUGGCAGCGCUGGACCGACGGAUCGUGAUCAUCCUCGACGCCAUCAGGAAGUGCAUCGAGAAGGCCGACAACCCCUUACAGAACGAGGUCAACGACUUCGUAUGACCGCCGCCGCCAGCCCAGCGCGACCUGACGACAGUUCAAGUGAUAUCAUGUGAUAGCAGUGGUACAAGGGAAGGUGCAAUGAAAUGACUCACUAGUCGACUCCCGUAUUUCCUACCCGUGACUUAAGACAAUCCUAGUGCACAAGGACUCAAUCAAUGCAACGCACGAUUGUCAACGUCUUUGGUUUUACCUAUAAGACUUUAUUAGACGUAAGAUUUUGGUGCCAAAGAUCGUCCAAAUAUUGUUGAGCAUAAUUAUAAAAUCAUUCCACUGAAUUUUGAUGAUGAGCCAUUGUAUGCCAAAUGAAGAAAACGUGUCUACAGUCCGUUAUAUCGUAAUGAACUAACUGUAGUUCGAGUAAGCAUCAAUAGUCCGAAUUGUGCAUCAAUAUUCGUUAAACAUAACGAUGAAUUUGUAGAUAUUUUAGAAUAUUUUUUGUGUAUAUUUUGGGAAAUAAUUUAAUAUAUGGAUCAAGUCUGAGACUUACUUUAUAUGGAUGUGCAAUUAAUGCUGUACAUAAAUGUGGAUGCAGUUUUGCUAUAGUUUUAAGAAUAAUUUUAGUUGAGAUUUGCUACUUUACUACCUUUUGUUAUGAAAUCUGUUACCAUGGCGCGAAGCUCAAGAAGACACAUAUCGUUAAUAAGCUUUUCUAAAUCGUGUGUGAUAUGUUCGCAGACAACGUCUGGUUUUAUUUUGUAAGGUGUAUUAUUUAGGUUAUAAUCGAGGCUACAAUCGGCAAUGCGAGCAGUCGGCGCACUGUUGCUAGCUGCUCUUUCCUGACAUAUCUAUUCUAAUGCUUCUGCCAUAUCAUCAAACAUAUCAUUAGACACGUCUCGCUAAAAUGUAAUUUCGCUUUGUCUCGAGGCUGAUCUCACGACGGUAUUUAUUUCACUUAUCACAUUAACUAAGCCAUUUAUAUCAGUGUAUUUAUGUAUAUUUGUUCUCAUCGCGUUGCAGAUUAUAAAGACGUUUUCCCUUCUUAGUUUUUACCUUGCAGCUCAGCUUUUAGGUUGAUUAAAAAGGUCUCUUUAGUUAAUUAGAGUGAUAGAAAAGCUGGCAGUUCGUCUCACCUAUAUUUAUUUAAUACACGCCGGUUUUUAUAGUUAGGUUCGUGAAGUAUGAUUGUUAUUACUUGUGUAUAAGAGGGUCGACUUGCCAAAGAAGUACCUAAAGUUAUGCUGAUGUAAAAUGUUGUAUAGAUGAUGCGGUGAUAAUGGACGAGUGAAACUGUUGACUGUUUAUAAAUUAAAGUUAAAUGUUUCAAGGAA